CCUCUAGAACUAAGCCCAAACAGAGCUCCAGUUCUCUUCUUCAGGCAGAGCCAAGAAAUACACAAGAAAGAAUUUGAGCUAGCUUCACCUCUGAUCUCAUUUCAAGUGGAUUUAUUUCAUUUUAGCUGAGCUGAUACAUCUGGUUUGUCUUUUCUAUUUUCCCUUAAAACAUGAAUCCAUCAAAACCUCUAACAAACCGAAACCAAACUUGUCUUGUAAUAAACCAAGUCCUCUCCAUAAUGAUACAAAACCGUCCAUUCGACACCAAACUCGCAUCAUCAACAACAAACCCAAAUUUACUAACCGUGGAUUCAGUCUCUGAUAUUCUCCGAUCAAUACCCAGAUUCUUCUUUCUUUCUCCAAGUUCCAUUGGCCGCCAAAACACAGCCCGCCAUCGCUCUCCAUUAAAACAACGUAACCUCAAAGAAGAAACCCAUAAAUCACGCCACAAUGUUCUCAUUCUCGGCCCAGCUGCUUAUAGAGAUCCCAAAAGGGUCGCUUUAGGUGUUAACAAAGCAGUUGAGUUCUUUUAUUGGCUUGAAAAUCACUUUAGUUUCAAACACACUGAGAUUACAUGUAGAGAGAUGGCCGUUGUGUUGGCAAGAGGGAGUAAAUUGGAUGAAUUAUGGCAGUUUCUCAAAGAAAUGGCUCAAAGAGAGCAUGGGAAUUGUUUAGGCCUUGUUAGCGUCAGUACCGUUACCUGUUUGAUAAAAGUCCUGGGUGAGGAAGGUUUGGUUCAUCAAGCAUUGGCGUUGUUUUAUAGAAUGAAGCAAUAUCAUUUAAAACCGGAUGUUUAUGCGUAUAAUACCCUUAUUUAUGCGCUUUGUAGAGUUGGGAAUUUUAAAAGGGCAAGAUUUUUGUUGGAACAAAUGGAGUUACCGGGAUUUAGAUGCCCGCCAGAUAUUUAUACUUAUACUAUAUUGAUUAGUUCUUGUUGUAGGUAUGGCUUGCAAACUGGAUGUAGAAAGGCGAUACGGCGGAGGAUAUGGGAGGCCAAUCAUUUGUUUAGGAUCAUGUUGUUUAAAGGUUUUGCUCCUGAUGUUGUUACCUAUAAUUGUUUGAUAAAUGGAUGUUGUAAGACAAAUAGGAUUGAGAGGGCUCUUGAGCUUUUUGAGGAUAUGAAUAAAAGGGGCUGUGUGCCGAACCGAGUUACUUAUAACUCUUUCAUCAGGUAUUUUAGCGUGGUGAAUGAGAUUGAUAAGGCUGUUGAGAUGUUAAGGAGGAUGCAGAAGAUGAAUCAUGGUUUGGCAACUACGAGUUCAUAUACUCCAAUUAUUCAUGCUUUGUGUGAAGCAGGAAGGGUGCUAGAGGCUCGAGAUUUUCUUGUUGAGUUGGUUGAUGGGGGUUUGAUACCGAGAGAGUAUACAUAUAGGUUGGUUUGUGAUGCAUUGAAGUCAGUGAGAGAGGGCAGUUCACUAGGUGGGGAAUUUGAUAAGAGAAUUAAAGAUGGUAUAGAGGAUAGAUAUAGAGAAGUGAAGAAUGUGAAACCAGUAAUGGCAUGUAAGAUGAUGUUGUAGCAUGUGGGAGUUCCUACCUUGCAGACACUGGCUAUGUUUCAUGGAUUUCCUUACCAAUUCCUGGUGUAUCAUCUGUGUCUGGGAGAUUUUCUGUUAUUUAAGAUCAUGGUACUCGUAUUCUUGUCUGCAUAAAACCAAUGGAUGCUAGAACUUCAAGAUGAAUUAAAGGGCGUGGCACACAGGGCAGCAUAGGCUACGUUAGACAACUUCAUGCAACAAGCAGAAUGGGAAGGAUACCUUUGUCACACUGCUGGUUUGCACUAACUAUGGACUUCCACAAUAGAGCUGAACCAUUAUCCACCAAUACAGCUUUAAGCGUGAAUAUUUUCCCAUUUGUUGGACCUCAAAACUGAAUCAGAAAGGUUCUGGUAUGCAUGGCUACUUCGCACUGUUUUUUCAAACCUAGCACAUUGAAGAAGUAAUAUUUUACUCGAAGAGUAGUUAAGAAAAGUACUUUCCUGUCAUUAUAUGUGCUUUACGAUUUUCUAUGUGUUCAAUUUUUUUUUUUGUUAAUAGUCGAAAGUAUAUUUGGUUGAUAUACAAUCAUAAUUGAUGAUUUUUCUUUUGUAUUUUUAAAUUUGUUUUAUCAAGAUUUUUUUGACAAUACUAGGAGUAUCGUAAACGGAUUUUCAAUAUGUAUUUAUGGUUUUUUUUGGUUAUUUUUCUGUCUACCCACCCUCUCAUAUAAAACCCGUAACUAGCACGAUUGCACCUUCCAACCACAAUGGCUCAGUUAUAGUAUCCACUGUUUUAUAAUUCAGCAAUGGUCGGCAUACCAUCACUCACGCCCUCAAUUUUUUUUUAAU
This is a messenger RNA of Populus euphratica (Euphrates poplar), 2323 nucleotides long. RefSeq names its product Pentatricopeptide repeat (PPR) superfamily protein. The coding region runs from base 171 to 1517 and encodes 448 amino acids. Gene Ontology annotation, molecular function: mRNA binding; protein binding. Lineage: Eukaryota; Viridiplantae; Streptophyta; Magnoliopsida; Malpighiales; Salicaceae. The record is from RefSeq and is a predicted model, not a curated record. The transcript is spliced from 3 exons.